Messenger RNA from Podarcis lilfordi (Lilford's wall lizard), 564 nucleotides. The record is from the annotation of a GenBank genome assembly. NCBI's taxonomy places the organism in Eukaryota, Metazoa, Chordata, Lepidosauria, Squamata, Lacertidae.
AUGAAACCUUUAGAGACAAAGGUAGAAGCCAUUUCAAACUGGCCUACCCCUACCUCCAAGAAGAAAGUCAGAGCUUUCCUAGGACUAGCCGGUUAUUAUCGAAAAUUUAUUCCAAAAUCUAGUGAGUUAGCAGUGCCUUUAUCUGACCUAACUCGGAAGAAGGAGCCAGAUAACGUCAAAUGGACAGCAGCGUGUCAGCAGGCCUUUGAUGCCUUAAAAAGUGCCUUGACGUCAGGACCAGUCCUUAUUGCUCCUAAUUACGAUUGUGAGUUCACCGUCUUCACCGAUGUAUCCAAUGCCGGGAUCGGGGCCGUGCUGUGCCAACAGGGAGAGAAGGACGACCUGCAUCCCAUCACCUUCAUAAGCAAGAAAUUACUUCCAAGGGAAAGACAUUUUUCGACCAUCGAGAAGGAAUGCCUUGCCAUCGUGUGGGCAUUACAGAAACUGAAGCCGCACAUCUGGGGCCGAACUUUUAUCUUACGUACUGACCAUUCACCCUUGCUGUGGCUGAGAACAAUGAAGAAUAACAGUAAGUUGAUGAGGUGGGCACAACUGAAAAUGUGA